AUGGAAGGGUUCCAGGGAUGUACUGUGAGGGAGCUUCGGAUCCUGCUUCAGCAGUCCAGUCACAGCUUUAUUGGCACUCGAUGCAUCAAAUGUGCUUACGUCUUGGCAUUGAUUACAGUUCGUAGUGAGACUGAGCCAAAGGUAUGUAUCUCCUUCAUGAUGCCUUAUUCUACACCUGGAGCUUCAGCUGCUAAUGGUGGUAGUGCAGAAAAAUCAAGGCAACAAAAUAUCUCCCAGCCAUCUUCCUCAUCUCCUAUGGAACCAAUCAAGCAGUCCCAAGAUAUUCCAGGUGAGGUAUUGAGACAU
Molecule: messenger RNA, 306 nt
Organism: Darwinula stevensoni
Lineage: Eukaryota; Metazoa; Arthropoda; Ostracoda; Podocopida; Darwinulidae
Source: the annotation of a GenBank genome assembly